AGCAGCACCAGGAUCCAGUAAAGCGACUGUACGCAGAUUAGCGACAGACUGUUGCUUUUCUCUGCGUUUUUUUGUAGUACGUUUUAAGUGCAACACUCAGGUUGUUUGCGGUUGACACGUUACGUCCGAUUCCGACGUCUUUGCCGAAACUGUCAGUGGAGACAGUUGACAUGUCAGCGGCUAAAACUUUAACUCUGGGACUGUAACGCUGCAGCGGAGGAGACGGAGCGAAGUGCAAACAGCCCACUGAAGUUUACCAGUUUCCUCGAUAACAAAGGAAAGGGGGGGCUCACUUUCUCAUUAUUUUGUGCUUUUAUUCGACGCCAUCGUUCUGUUGAAAAGCCCGAACAGGAUUUGAAAUGCAAGACUUCCUCGUCAGCCGUGUUUGUACCGUGAAAGGACAUGGAGCGUGGAGAAGGACCAUCUGAGUAAAGGACUUCAGCACGGAACCUUCGCUUUAUUAAACCAGCAUCAGAUUGGGUCAAGCAAACUAAAUGUAAAGGAUUGUCGGAAUCUAGCCACCAUGGAUAUCUUUCCCCGUCCCAGCGGUGAAAUCCAGAGGAGAAACCCCCAGCAUGAUUUUGAACUCAUUCAGAGGGUGGGAAGUGGCACAUACGGAGACGUGUACAAGGCUCGAAACAUUCAAACUGGAGAGCUUGCUGCUGUGAAAAUCAUAAAGUUGGAACCAGGGGAUGACUUUUCCAUCAUACAGCAGGAAAUCUUCAUGGUGAAGGAAUGCAUGCACCACAAUAUUGUGGCCUACUUUGGGAGCUACCUCUGUCGGGAGAAGCUUUGGAUAUGUAUGGAGUACUGUGGUGGAGGAUCUCUGCAGGACAUAUAUCAUGUAACGGGACCUCUGUCAGAGCUCCAGAUAGCAUAUGUCUGCCGAGAGACCUUGCAGGGUUUGGGAUAUCUGCACACCAAGGGCAAGAUGCAUCGUGACAUCAAGGGUGCCAACAUACUUCUUACAGACAAUGGAGAUGUGAAGUUAGCUGACUUUGGAGUUGCAGCCAAAAUAACAGCCACCAUUGCCAAGAGAAAGUCCUUCAUUGGAACACCUUAUUGGAUGGCUCCAGAAGUAGCAGCAGUGGAGAAGAACGGCGGCUACAACCAGCUCUGUGAUAUCUGGGCUGUUGGCAUCACGUCCAUAGAGCUGGCCGAGCUUCAGCCUCCAAUGUUCGACUUGCACCCAAUGAGGGCCUUAUUUUUGAUGUCAAAGAGUAGCUUCCAGCCUCCAAAACUAAAAGACAAAAACAAAUGGUCCACUGCCUUCCAUAAUUUUGUCAAAGUGUCUUUGACAAAGAACCCAAAGAAGAGGCCCACUGCAGAAAAACUUCUGUCGCAUGUGUUUGUGGGCCAGACGGGUUUGACAAGGAGGCUCGCUGUUGACCUCCUAGAUAAGAUGAACAACCCAGACAACCACCAGCAUUACAGUGAAGUGGACGAUGAAGAUCUGGAGCCCCUCUCUGCAGUCAGACACACCAUCCGCUCCUCCAAUAAACAAGCCAGAGCUGAGAGGACACGCUCAGAGAUUGACUCAAACAAUGGGACACACCAAGGAGGGCCAUGCUCAAGUCCUAGCUUCACUCAAGUUGACAAACUCCAGUUUGAACCACCACUCCGGAAAGAAACUGAGGCUCAUUCUGAAAUGGAUGUGAGUAAAGAUAAUGACUUCCCUUCACCCUGGAGUCCCUUUGCAGAGGGAGGAAUAACAACCAGGAGCCUUCUCAAAAGCGUUGAGGAUGAAUUGUUCCAACGGGGACACGUCACCCAUCUCGAAGACGCCUUUGAAGAAGUGGAGCUGUCAACUCUGAAGCCAGGGCUUCCUCCUCCUCCUUUGCCACCAAAACCGAGAUUGAACAAUUCGUCAGAGGAACUCGGCCUUAACGACGAGAGGUCUCUGACUGUGCGGAGGUUUCCAAACUCUGAGAAUGGGCCGAGUCAGGUGGCUCGCAGACAGAGCACACCUGAGCAGGGGAACAAGGGGGAGCACUCAUCUUCUGACUACCUCUCUGUGAGCGUCAGCAGCCCUGGCAUUUUGUCUCAUGCGUCUGAUCCUGCUCUCAGUAAAUCUGAGUGUAAAGAUAAUGAUUCAGAUGGCAGUGUGAACGGAGACAGUCCAAAGCCAGCACUCAACAGGCACCGGAAAGAGAAAAAGGAAUUCCCUAAACCAGCUAUCAACGGCCUGCCACCCACUCCUAAAGUGCUGAUGGGAGCCUGUUUCUCCAAAGUGUUUGAUGGUUGUCCACUGAAGAUCAACUGUGCCACAUCAUGGAUUCAUCCAGACACCAAAGACCAGUAUCUAAUCUUUGGGACAGAGGAUGGUAUCUAUACUCUGAAUCUUAAUGAGCUUCAUGAAGCCACAAUGGAACAGCUCUUCCCAAGGAAGUGCACAUGGCUGUAUGUUAUCAACAACAACCUGAUGUCUUUAUCUGAAGGAAAAAACUUCCAGCUGUAUUCACACAACCUCAUUGGACUGUUCGAGCAGUUGAAGAAGCCUGGACUGGCUGCUCAGUUCCAGACUCAUCGCUUCCCAGACAAAAUUUUACCCAGGAGAUUUGCCCUGACAACUAAGAUCCCAGACACAAAGGGCUGUCACAAGUGUUGCAUUGUGAGAAACCCAUACACAGGCCACAAAUACCUGUGUGGAGCGCUGCAGUCUGGGAUUGUCUUGUUGCAGUGGUAUGAGCCCAUGCAGAGGUUUAUGCUCAUUAAGCAUUUCGACUUCCCUCUUCCCAGCCCACUAAAGGUGUUUGAGAUGCUUGUGGUCCCAGAGCAGGAGUAUCCUCUGUUGUGUGUGGCCAUCAGCCAGGGAACAGAGCAGGGACAGGUUGUCCGCUUUGAGACCAUCAACCUCAACUCCUGCUCCUCCUGGUUCACAGAGAUCGGAACAACUAAUAAGCAAGUGGAUGCAAUCCAUGUUACCCAGCUGGAGAGAGACACCGUGUUGGUGUGUUUGGACCAAAAUUUGAAGAUUGUUAAUCUCCAAGGCAGACUGAAGUCUAACAAGAAGCUGGCGUCUGAGCUCAGCUUUGACUUCUGCAUUGAAUCUGUUGUGUGCCUUCAGGACAGUGUCCUGGCCUUCUGGAAACAUGGCAUGCAGGGAAAGAGCUUCAAGUCCAAUGAGGUGACCCAGGAGAUCUGUGAUCCAAGCAGAGUCUUCCGUCUCCUGGGAUCUGACAGGGUGGUGGUCCUGGAGAGUCGACCCACAGACAACCCCACGGCCCUGAGCAACCUCUACAUUUUAGCAGGUCAUGAGAACAGUUACUGAUCCUCUCUGUCAGAGAGUGGACAGGUCUUUGAAAAGCAUGAGAUGCCUCAGAUUUGGGAGAGAAUAUUUAAAAAAAAAAAAAAAAUGAAAAAACAUUGGGAGUUUUGUUACUGAUCAUGGGAUGGAGAGCCCAGUGAAAGCGGGGGCCUCUGAAGACUGGAUUCAUGAGUAGCCUUACACCAGCAACACACUCACCGUAGCUCCGUUCAUCACAAGGGACAAGAGAAACGAUUAAAAAAACUCAAAUGAACAUUGUAAUACUAUUAUUUUGCUCACCUUUCUUUUUAGUGUUACAAUCUCGAGUUACAAACAUGUUAUCCAGAGGUUUAAUGGGGAAAAAAUAAGUGCCAUGAAAAAAAAGAAAAGAAAAAUACACAGGAAUUGGUGAUUGUAAUAAAAACAAUGGGAGGUUUAUUUUGUGUUAUUGUCUGAAACAUGUCGCACGUAAUCAUUGCCGGUGACAAACGUUAUUAGGCUUUUUACAAUUUUGUAGUUGAACUAAUUGAUCAGUUUAUACAGAAACCCAAGAGCCAUGUGGGUUAUUUAAGCGAUAUUUAUUAACUAACCUCAUGUUAAGUAAUAGGGUAUGUUGCAUUUACAGUGACAGGAUUAACUACCUAGUAAACAGUUUACCCAAGCAGCUUCCAGUUAUUUUUACCGCUAUGUAACAUAGCCACAUCUCUCCUGCUCCGCUGCUUUCAUUGUAACAAAUUGGAUAUACUGUACAUUUCUUUACCCUCUUUUCUUUUAUAGACCUUUUAAUUCUCAUUAUUUGCACCAUGUAAGCACUUUUGUACAUUUUUUUUAAUUUAAAAUAAAAAUGACAAAAUGAGGGACGAUGCUAGGUAUUUGUUAACAUCUUUGCAUUCCCUUCGCAAAAUGUUUAAUGUAUGCUGUUUUGUAAUAAAAAAGAAACGCUGUUAACAAGA
Solea senegalensis (Senegalese sole) is the source of this 4200-nucleotide messenger RNA. RefSeq names its product mitogen-activated protein kinase kinase kinase kinase 5 (gene map4k5). Lineage: Eukaryota; Metazoa; Chordata; Actinopteri; Pleuronectiformes; Soleidae. The record is from RefSeq and is a predicted model, not a curated record. Gene Ontology annotation, molecular function: ATP binding; MAP kinase kinase kinase kinase activity. The transcript has 37 exons. Gene Ontology annotation, biological process: protein phosphorylation. The coding region runs from base 524 to 3271 and encodes 915 amino acids.